Messenger RNA from Arabidopsis lyrata subsp. lyrata, 1401 nucleotides. RefSeq lists its product as uncharacterized. Bases 1 to 1401 code for a protein of 466 amino acids. The record is from RefSeq and is a predicted model, not a curated record. Gene Ontology annotation, biological process: protein desumoylation. Gene Ontology annotation, cellular component: nucleus. NCBI's taxonomy places the organism in Eukaryota, Viridiplantae, Streptophyta, Magnoliopsida, Brassicales, Brassicaceae. The transcript has 3 exons. Gene Ontology annotation, molecular function: deSUMOylase activity.
AUGGAGGAAGAUUCAGGGAGCAUGUCACCUUUGGUAAAGGAUCCAAAAGGUGGGUUAAUGCAUGACUCUGUAAUGCAUAAUCUGAUUGGUGAAACGUCAUCUCCUGCUAAACAAUUGAAGCCCUUCUCUGAGGCUGAUUGGGAUAGAAGAGAUACACGAUCUACAGCGGGAGUGAUGACUAAGUCGAUGUUGCAUAAGCAGAAGACUUCUCCCCUUGGCAGAUGCAUAAAAAAGGAACCACCAUCACCCAAAAAGUCAAAGUUGACUCCUUUAUCUGAGAAGAAAAAAACAAAACCUGAUUUGGUCUCAGAGUGGUCUCAUUCUGAAGAGAAUGAUAAAGAGAAGAACUCAACAGCCGGACUAGACAAGUUGGUAGUCUUCUGUGGUAAAGAAGAUUAUGUUGAUCGUCCAUGUCGGUCUAGACACCUUGCUUCUACCCAGCUGGACCCAUUCGUUGGGAGUUCAAUAGUUAAGCGGAUUGUGAGUGGUAAAAUCCUUUCUCCUGCAGCUUAUGAUCCUUUUGAACCGGUCAGUCCUGAAAAGAUGGAUAAGUUAGAAAAAUUUAUUGACCAUGAUCUGGAUAACCCUUUGGAUUCCACGAAUUCAUCUGCCAUGUUCUACAUGAAGAUCAAGAUUCCAAAAGAGCAUUGGCCUGAAGGAGAACCUGAAUACGGAUGGCUAACAGAUGUGCAAUUGGCUCCAAUCAUGCAAAUGCUCCGGAAAAGGUCAAUGCAAACUGUAUCUCCAUUUUUGCCUGAUAGGAUUGCAUUCCUUGAUCCCUGGUUUGUGAAUCAGUGGGCAGUAGAUUACAUCAAGUUUGAUAAAGACUCCAAUUGGAAAUUUACUGAUAAAUAUAUUGAUGUGUAUAAUGGGGAAUCUCCACCUAAUGGAAAGACAUACAAGAAGUGGGUAAAGGAUAUAGAUAUUCUGUACCUUACUCACAACAUUGGGAAAGAUCAUUGGGUAGCCCUGGAGAUAAAUUUAAUGAGGCGGAGGAUCAAAGUGUAUGAUAGCAUCGUGUCCUGCUACACUGAUGUGGAAAUUUACGAAGCUUGCAGGCAGUUCACUAGGAUGAUACCUGCAUUGAUUCAAGCUAUGCCACCUGUGGAAAAGAGAAAAAAACUUGGUGCUUCAGCCUUCUCCAUCUACAGGGUAAAAACAGCUCCCCAAAACUUUCAAACAGGAGACUGUGGCGUAUAUUCUGUCAAAUUCAUAGAGUGUCUGGCCAUUGGUAUUAGCUUUGAGGGUUUGUGCGAUUCAGCCAUUCCUGGUAUUCAGUUGAAGCUUGUUGCAGAGGUUUUUGAUGAGGUCCCAGAUUCCGAUUGUUUCAUCCAAAUUAAAGACCCUUUUGGUGUUGACACCGUAGGUGUAGAGUUCAUCUCCCAGAAUGACCCUUCUUAA